Messenger RNA from Ailuropoda melanoleuca (giant panda), 1383 nucleotides. It is a transcript of the gene HHLA1, whose product is annotated as HHLA1 neighbor of OC90. The transcript has 13 exons. The record is from RefSeq and is a predicted model, not a curated record. NCBI's taxonomy places the organism in Eukaryota, Metazoa, Chordata, Mammalia, Carnivora, Ursidae. The coding region runs from base 1 to 1383 and encodes 460 amino acids.
AUGCCGGGCUUCCUGGUACCUGGUCCUCCCGUGAGGCUAUGUGUGGGUCUUACGUGUGUCCUGUCCCUUUGGAACACAGUGUCUGCUGUUAAAGGAGAAGCCAAGAAGGAAAAGCCCAUGACCUUCCUUCCUACCACAGAUUUCACGGCCCUGCUGGUGGACAUCAUUGGAAAUUCUACCAGCUACCUCACAGAGAUUUUUAAGUCAACGUCCAUCCUCUCAGUGAGUCAAACGAAUGAAUCCGACUGCACCUUCAUCUGUGUGAUGACAGGAAAGUCAGGAAGGAAUCUUUCUGACUUCUGGGAUAUGGCAGAGAAAUCUCCUGUGAUAAACUACACAUUCACCAGCAGCACGUCUGGUGUUCCAGGUGAGUCUCCCGGGGGCACGGCCGUGACUUCCAAGCUCACACCCACGGGCCAGCAGACACAACGGAGGACAAGCCGCCUGCAUGGAACCCAGAACACCAGGGCACCUGCUCCGAGAACCUCUCCCUGGACAGAGACAACUCCUGCAGAGGGCGAGCAGCCUGUGAGCACAGACAGGAUUCCGGAGCUCCAUGCCAGGGCCACAGCCACAGCCACGCAGGGCAGCUCCUCCCCCACCCUCCCAGCCUUGGCUACCAGGAUGGUGGCCAAGACCCCACGGGUGACGACCAGCACUCAGGCAUGGAAUCCCACACUAUCUAUGCCCUGGGCACCUGCAGGGCCUCCCUGGAAAACACUGACCUCCACGCCGACAACUGCUACAGAGGCCGAGGCCAUGAGGAGCCUGUCCGGGCCUCCUGCUAGGACAGCGGCCACACAUGGCAACUCCUCCCAGGUUCGCCCAACCUCAGCAUCCGACAUGAUGUAUCACAGCUGUAGUCGGUACUUGCCCGUUUCCUCCUCCACCCUGGGCAAACCUCCACUGCGAGUUUUAACUCUUACUCAGUUCGGCGUCCUCACUGCCCUGCGGGGAACCUCCACCCCUGGCACAAGGACCCCGAGUCCAACCAAGGCACCAGCCCCGAAAUAUCCACAGACAGGUGACCUCCCUGCAGCAGGGCCAUUUAUCCCUGGAGAAGAGCCAGCCCCAGGCCUGGGACCCCACCAAGUGUCAAGGUGUCCUCAGUGGCUCCUCGAAGAGGGGGCCAUCACCACCGCUCCCCUCACCCUGGCCAUCCAGAAGCUCAACCCUUGCUUGAUGGAGCUGUGCCGCUUUUUCCAGCAAUGUCUCUGCAUGAGCGGGAAGCGAGAGGCCAGGACGGAGGCCAUGAGGUACUGUCUUGAAUACUAUGCCUGGUUUCUGAAGAACGCAACACGCGUCUGUCAGAGGGUGGAAAGGGUGCCCCACUCCCACACCUUAAAACAAAAAUGUCUCCAGAAUAUCUGCCAGUCGGUGUGA